GGCCCCGCGGUCACAAUGUCGCCGCGCCCGGGAGCCCUCCCCCGCUCCCCCGCCCCCCCAGCCCCCCCCCCCCCGCGCCCGGGGGCGGCCGCCUCGGAGGUCUGGGUCUCCCGCGCCGCCGCGUCCUUCCGGCCCCGGGACGCGCGGGACGCGCCGGGGGACGCCGGGGGGCGGCGGGGGGCCGAGCGGCUCCGGGCGCGCUCCUGCUUCACCCGGGGGCUGCGGGGCCGGCCCCGGGGUGGGCUUGGCCGGAGCGCCGUGGAGUCUGGGGCGCCCCUGUCCCCUCCGCACCUCCUCCUGCCUCCGCCCCCUGAACGCACCUGUGCUCCGACGCCUCCCCUCCGUUCCCUUCUUCUAAGCAUCAUCAGUUGGUUUGUCCGGACCUUCAAGUAUGUAUUCGGCCUUCGCUUUGACAUAAAGGGCCGCCAGAAGCUGGAGGUGGACCACCCGUGUGUCAUCAUUUCUAACCACCAGAGCAUCCUGGACAUGAUGGGCCUUAUGGAGGCCCUACCCAAGCGCUGCGUGCAGAUUGCCAAGCGGGAGCUGCUCUUCACGGGGCCUGUGGGCCUGAUCAUGUACCUCGGGGGUGUCUUCUUCAUCAACCGGCAGCGCUCCAGGACCGCCAUGACCGUGAUGGCCGACGUGGGCAAGCGCAUGGUCAGGGAGAAUCUCAAGGUGUGGGUCUACCCUGAGGGCACGAGGAACGACAACGGGGACCUGCUACCUUUCAAGAAGGGUGCCUUCUACCUGGCGAUCCAGGCCCAGGUGCCUGUCAUCCCCGUGGUUUACUCCAGCUUCUCUUCCUUCUAUAACUACAAGACGAAGUUCUUCACCUCAGGAACGAUCAGGGUGGAGGUGCUGGAUGCCAUCCCCACCAGUGGCCUCACCGUCGCUGAUGUCCCCAAGCUUAUGGAUAGCUGCCACCAGGCCAUGAGGACCACCUUCCUCCGCAUCUCCAAGACACCCCAGGAGAACGGGGCCACCGCAAGGCCUGGUUCCCAGCCCGCCCAGUAGCCGAAGCGGGGCAGGACCUGGGGGCAGGACGGGGCCGACCGGGGGCAGGGCCUGACUGGAGAAUGGACCGAGGGACCUCCUCCCCUGCCCCAGCUGCUAAACGUCACUGUGUCCCGCUCCUAUGUGGUUCUCCCAGCUUUGGUUUGGCCCCGGAUGCAGGCCACUGCUUCCUGUCACGGGCCUCGGAUCCAGGCCUCUCAUGUCCCCCAGGAGAGUCAGCUGGACCCUCCUCACGGAGCCUACCCUUGGGCCUCCCGGAUCUGGGAGCAGGCCUGGGCCCAGACGGGCUGGCGGCCUCGGGGUGGAUGGCCGGCGCUGAGACACUCUACCCUCCUGCCUGGGCCCGCGGGGUGCAGAAGCGGGGUGCAGGGCGGGCCCUUCGGGAGAAACGGGACUCUAGGUGGGGGCCAGACACCCGGUCCUGUGCAACCGGGGCCUCGGAGAGCCAGAAAGCAGAGGUCCUUGCUCCACUGGCCUCGGGGAGCAGGGCGGGUGCCCGGGCACCGCAUUCCGUUGUUUUUUAUAAAGGAACUCUCGGCAGUG
This is a messenger RNA of Prionailurus viverrinus (fishing cat), 1557 nucleotides long. RefSeq names its product 1-acylglycerol-3-phosphate O-acyltransferase 2 (gene AGPAT2). Bases 16 to 1014 code for a protein of 332 amino acids. The transcript has 6 exons. Gene Ontology annotation, molecular function: 1-acylglycerol-3-phosphate O-acyltransferase activity. Gene Ontology annotation, cellular component: endoplasmic reticulum; membrane. The record is from RefSeq and is a predicted model, not a curated record. Gene Ontology annotation, biological process: phosphatidic acid biosynthetic process. Lineage: Eukaryota; Metazoa; Chordata; Mammalia; Carnivora; Felidae.